Messenger RNA from Spodoptera exigua (beet armyworm), 636 nucleotides. The record is from the annotation of a GenBank genome assembly. NCBI's taxonomy places the organism in Eukaryota, Metazoa, Arthropoda, Insecta, Lepidoptera, Noctuidae.
AUGGGUACGUCGAGUACAGUGGACGUGUCGUCCCCGUCGUCGGUGCUGGGCGGUCGCGAGGCGGUGGUGGAGGCGCGCUGCGUGGUGCGGCUGGAGGUGGGCGGGCGCGGCGUGGCCGUGCGCUGCGGCCCGGCGCGCCGCCUGCGCCACGUGCUGCGCCCCGUCCUCGCCAAGUACGCCGCUCCACACGCCGCGCGCGCCGUGCUCAGGGCCGGCCGUCUGCUGCAUCCUGACACACUCAUGCAGGAACUAGACGGCGCUCGUCUCCAAAUAGUGGAAGUAUCAGAAAAUGGCGAAUACCGCGCUGCUACAGCGGAGUACGAGGUGGACGAUGACGCAGACUCACUCAGCGACCUCGCCGUCAGGUUGCAGGACGACGCCAUGAAGCAGCCCGAUGAAGUGAGCGUGGGCACGGCGAGUGGCAGUAGUCGCGGCAGUAGCGGCGCCGGCCGCGUCCGCGCCGCCCUACGACCCGGGCCUCCGCUACACCAUCACCCACCCGAUUUCCUAGAGAAUCUCAGAGAGACGCAACGGCAGAGGCUACAGAGCAAGGGCUCGGUGUCUCCGCCGUCGUCCCCCGGUCCGCAGCCCCGCAGCCCAAAGCCGGCGCAGCGCGCGCCCCCUACCGUCGUCUGA